Messenger RNA from Ooceraea biroi (clonal raider ant), 5240 nucleotides. Its product is annotated as synaptic vesicle glycoprotein 2C. Gene Ontology annotation, cellular component: membrane. Gene Ontology annotation, molecular function: transmembrane transporter activity. The record is from RefSeq and is a predicted model, not a curated record. NCBI's taxonomy places the organism in Eukaryota, Metazoa, Arthropoda, Insecta, Hymenoptera, Formicidae. Gene Ontology annotation, biological process: transmembrane transport.
UGUCGUUUCUUCUUUGUUCUUUUCUUCUUUUUUUCCAGGCGGUAUGGAGGGUGGGAACUGAAACUUUCAAUGCAAUGUGGAUUAUAUGUGGUGAUUUGUAGGUUCCUGUGUUUAUGUAUUUAAGUAGGAAGGUAUCUGAUUGAGUAUCUGAGAAGAAGGAUUUUUUUGACCGGUCAGCUUCACUUUUUGUAAUUUUCGUAGUUUUGGUAUUAUUCGAGCGCACACUGGUCACUUGAUAAAAAUUUACAAAAGAUUUAUAGAAAGGUAGAGUUGAUAAGUUUCGUUAAGAGAGAAAGGCUCGACUAUAUUUAAUUAGGAUAUAUUAUAAUUAGGUCAUUAAAAUCUCUAAUGUAAUUAUAUUAAUUACACAAAUGCCUCGCGCGUGUAUGAUACGUGAAAUCUACAUUUUUAUGUUACAUGUUAUAGCUUUUGAAUUAAUCCGCCGAAAUCGAGAAAAUUAAGAGUCUGGAUUUUGCUGAAUAAAAAUUACGCAGAAUUAUUCUCUUAAUUAAUAUCGACAAUGUGGAUAAUUUUAAAUUGAGAAUUUCAAUUCAACUUGGACGAGUUUAGUCAAGAGAGUCCGCGAAGUACCUCAUAUUUCACUGCGGGGGGUCCGAAUCCGUCUUUCAUUUAUUUAAUUUGGCACGGAUUCGCGGGACGUGUUUGGGCAUCGGCAGCUGAUUUAAAUCUGGUUUCUCGAAAAUUGCCUCGAUAACACCAUUUGUUCCCGUAUCUUAUCGCUUCUGCCAGGUUCUCGGUUCGCCUUUCCACCCGAACGAGAGAGCAAACAUUAAGAAACCCCCGCAAAGAAGAUCCUUUCAGCAAGAAAUAGUUUCUCAAAUUUCGUCAAUUUUGUAGUUAUCAUCAAUUGUUGCUAUUAACUUAACAUUUCUAAUCUCGCAGAAAUUAAUCUUUAUCACGAUCGAUCAGUGGCACAAUUAAUAUUCAACAGCGCUGUACGGUCGGUCGCUUUUCAUAAAAAUUCGUCACCACGCGAUUUCUCUGUGACAAAAACGCGAAUAAGAUGUAAUUGGCUACAUCGAUUCCGCCGAAACGGCAAAGCGCAAUUACGCCGCUAAUUAUCCCUUAAUUCUCCACUUGACGUGUAAUCGGCCGAUUAGAGUCGCGUCAGCGUGUACGGCUCUCAUGAGCGCACGUGCUUUUCCAUCGUUCGUCGCAGUACGAUCCUCACGAUCGUGUUACGAAAAUCCACCAUGUCGCGACCGUGACGCAAAUUUAACAGUGAUAAUCUCCUCUCGACGCCUCUUAUUCUGCGAUUUCUUAUUUAUAUUCUUUCACGGCCUUUUCGCUUUUUUUAAAUAUAUAAUAACGCUCGCAUAUGUAUAAUAACAACGCGAUUUGUUCCGGUCUACACAGUCCCCAUGCGCGUGCAUGGAAGUUUCUGAAAGAGAAAAACAACAAUUAUUUUAAACAUAGUCUUUAAAUUUAAUUAUUAUUUGUCGCGUCGGAAUCGUCAUUACGCCGCCAUUACGUAAUGACGGCUCCUUUCUUGUGCAACCGCACAACGAAAUUCGCUCUUGAUUCGCCGCUAUUUGUUUAAACGAAACGCAAGAUAGUUGUCGGAUUGCAUUACAUGUAUCGGAAAAGUGCGUGUAUAUUGUUGCAUCGGCCGAACAGCUCGCGCAAAUGCGACCGAUUUACAAUAAUAAUUUUUUAAACAAUGGGGACCUCGGUCUCUGUAAAUAAAAGCAAGACGUUGGCGGUUUGUUUCGGUAAACAGAAUGCGAAUGACGAGAUGAGGCGCACGUCACGGAAUAAUUUCAUUUGGAAUCGAAGACGAGUCAUUACGAAUCCCGCCAAUCAGCAGGGAUUGAAGGGCACCAUUAAAAUUGAAAUUUUUAAAAUAAAUUUUGAAAUGGGAAGUCCCCGACCUCUACUCUAUAACAUAAGCUUAAUCGUUAUUUCAAAUUUUAUUUUGAAAACGAUCUUAUUUUGUGAUGACACGCGGAUAUUCUCCUGAAUGGAUCCGGAAUGCUUGAAUGAUGAUGAUGUGCAUCUCUUUCGCGCCUGGCACUCGUACGAUUCAGCGGUAUUUAAUGCAUUCAUUCGCUGCGUGUUUAACAUCAAUUACUGAUAUCACCGUGCCGAUUAUACUUUGUGUAUACAUGUGCCUUUAGUGUCUAGUUAGUGUUGCCUAGAAUAGUCUGAUAGGAAAAUAACCGGCAACGGGAAGGAAACUGCUGCUGUCGCAUUCUUACGAUUUUUCAAGGAAUUAUUAAUAAAAAAAUACUUAAUAAUAAUCAACAAAUAAAUUAUUAUUAUUAUAUUAUCAUUUAUUAAUUCAACGUCAUAUUGGGGAUUUAAGCGUCAUGUAAAACGCUGCAAUAGAUAAGUCCGACGAUCUCGCGGUUCAGAAGCGAACGAUGACGCGCGCGGUAGAUCCUUAUCGCGAUCGAUACUAGUUCAAUCGACGAGCAGUGAUAAGUACACGCACUUGUGUAAUCCUACGAUCAUCUAUCUACGCGCCUAUCUAUUUGCUUGGAGCACCGACUCGCGUGAAAAAGGUCGAUCCAAUCCAAUGUGCUCCAGGCGUCAGAUUAUGCCGCGCAAGUGCAGGUAUCGCGGCUGAACCGAUAGCAAGUGGGUCAGAAGAACAUUGGCGAUCCGUUACGAAAUUUCAGCGAUAUUUCGCACAUUUCGCGUCUUUUAAUUUCACAACGCGAAUUUCCGCGCGAGUUGAUCGGUGGAGGAGCGCGCACAAUCGGCUUUUGGUACGUGACGUACGUGAUGCAGAGGUCUGCUGUUAUCGAAGAAGAGAGAAGAGAAAGAGCGUAAACGGGCGCACUGCACGCAUAUUAUUUAUGAAACAUCUAUUUUCCACGCGAUUAAUCGCGCACGUUGGACGACACGAUCGAAUACGUGUUCGCGCGACACGAACUAAUACGGACAGCCGUGGACUUCGGAUACGGAAAGUCGGCUCCAGACACCUUGUCGUGGCGCUACAAAGAAGGAAAACGAUAGGCUCAGGGAAGGGACCGCGGACUUCGAGCAGGCUAUAGAGAUAUGUGAGAAUGGUCGGUAUCAGUACACUCUCCUGGUGGUUUGCGGCGUGAUGUUCACCUGCGUCGGUUGCCAGUAUGGCGUGAACGCGUACAUCCUGCCGUCCGCCGAAUGCGACUUGAACAUGGGAUCCGAGGAGAAAGGGCUGCUGAACGUUGCCUUCCUCAUAGGCACGGUGAUCAGCGCCCUUUUCUGGGGAGUUUUCGCGGGUGCCUACGGGCGAAGAAAUAUCUUGGUGAUGACGCUCUUCGGCGACAGCAUCUUGACGCUGAUAGCGAGUUUCUCGCAAGGCUUCAAGCUGCUCCUGCUGUUCAGAGUUAUAAGCGGAUUCCUGGUGGGCGCGCCCGGUUCUCUGGUGUACAUGUACCUCAGCGAGUUCCACGCGGAGAGGCACCGAGCGAAGAGCAUCUGUUUCCUAGGCUUCUUCUUUACCCUCGCUUGGCUGAUUUUACCUGGCUUGGCGUGGAUCAUCAUACCGCUGCCGCUAUCCUUCGAGUUCUAUGGCUUCCAGUACAACUCCUGGCGGAUAUUCCUCGGCGCUCUCAGCCUGCCGACGUUUGCCAUCGCUGCGAUCACCCUCACGUAUCCCGAGAGCCCCAAGUUCCUGGUGUCGCAGGGCAAGACCGGCGAGGCACUCGCGAUCCUUCGGCGGAUCUAUGCGGCGAACACUGGGCGCGACAAGAGCGAGUUUCCGGUGAAGGAACUCCUCUCCGAUGCCGUGUUCAAAGUGGAGAAAAACGAGGCACCGUCGUCUCCGUCGGACGUGCUGACGGAUCUAGUGAAGAACGUCUGGUGGCAGCUGCGCACCAUCGCGUCGCCACCCCUCUUGAAGUACGCCAUUCUCCUGUGGAUAAUCUACUUCGCGAACAUGUUCGGGUACUACGGCUUCGGUCUUUGGCUGCCGGAGUUGUUCAACCGCUUCGAGCAUUAUCAGCAGUCGCAUCCGAACGCGUCGGUGACUGUCUGCGAGCUGAUACACGACACGCAACCGUCGAAUUACACCGUCCCGGAGGAGCUGUUCCUCCUCUUGCUGAACGGCGCCAGCACGGAGUGCAAGCCGCGCAUCGACGAGCGGGUGUUCAUCAAUUCCCUGACGAUCAACGCGGUUUGCCUCGUCGGCAAUAUCGCCUCCGGUUACCUGGCGAAUCGCGUCGGCCGCCGAACGAUGCCAGUGAGCAUGAUGCUGACGGCCGGUUUCGCCGGCCUCGGCAUCUACUUCGUCCGGUCGUCGCUGCAGAUCCUCAUAGCGGCGUGCGUGCUGUCCCUGGCGAUCGCCACGGCGAACUUCGUGCUCACCAGCGUGGCGGUGGACGUUUUCCCCACGCACGUGUCCGCCGCGGCGGUCUCCAUGAUGGUCUGCCUAGGUAGAACCGGCGCGGUCGCGAGCAACCUGGCGUUCGGCAUGCUGCUGGAUAUCAGCUGCGAGAUCCUGAUAUUCCUGCUCGCCGGCAUCAUCCUGUGUGGCGGAAUGCUGUGCUUUCUGAUACCGAGCAAAGAGAAGAAGUGAAAGUCGACGCCGCGGCGAAAAAAGGAGGAGACGCAUAUUAAGUUUAAGAAGAGACUCGAGGUGUCGAGGUAGCGAACAGGCGCUUCGUUUGCGGUUUCCGCAAAGCGCGCGAUGCGCCCGUUGAUCUCUCUGUAAAUAAUAAUUACGAGCAUUGGUCGACAGACUGUCGGUUCCGUUUCUCGUUUGCGCGCCUUUGCCUCUCGCGUGCACUCCGCGUCGUCGCGGAUGGUUGACGUGCUCGGUGAAAUCGGAACUUUGAAACGCGACGUUUUGAGAAAAUUUCUUUAAAAUCUCUUCGCGUAGUUUUAUCACGAUCUGACAUAGAGCGCUCGCCGUUCGUCGAUCAAAGUAGCAACCUCGUCUGUAAAUAAUCAUUCCGAUAGAUAUUUAUUAAUUUUCAUAUCGUACACGCGCGCGUGUUGCGACGAGUGACGAGAACGAGCGCGUGGCGAGCCAUUCGUCGUCGUCGCGCGAUAAUGUACUAUAAUAUAUAUAUGUCGGAAAUAAAAAUGUAGCGAAAUAAAAAAGGCGUUUUUUUAUUUAGGCGUUGCAGCUUGAAACGGAGAAAGAGCAAAUAUUAUAAGAAUUAAUGUAAUUAUUUAAGGAAAAGUUUAUAUUUCGUUGCCAACGAUUUUUUACCAUUCGUAACAGGAUGGGCUGUUGGUGAGUCGGUGAUUGACAGACAAGUACGGAAUACAAAUUUGCAAUUUCA